Messenger RNA from Anopheles maculipalpis, 896 nucleotides. It is a transcript of the gene TBC1d7, whose product is annotated as TBC1 domain family member 7. The transcript is spliced from 4 exons. Gene Ontology annotation, biological process: negative regulation of TOR signaling; activation of GTPase activity. Lineage: Eukaryota; Metazoa; Arthropoda; Insecta; Diptera; Culicidae. Bases 1 to 891 code for a protein of 296 amino acids. Gene Ontology annotation, molecular function: GTPase activator activity. The record is from RefSeq and is a predicted model, not a curated record.
AUGGCAGAUGAACGUAAUUUCCGCUCAACCUACUACGAAAAGGUUGGCUGCCGUGGAGUUGAAGAACGGAAAUCUUUAGAAAUUCUGCUAAAGGAGAAACCCCUCAACCUGACCAAGCUAACGCAGUUCUGCAUUCGCUUCACCGUACCCAAAAUACAUCGAACCGUACUAUGGAAUUCACUGCUUGGCGUCACACCGGUAUAUGAUAAAUCCCGGGAAUACGUUAUGGAGCAACGCGUCGCUGUGUAUAACGAUCUGCUGAAAGCUUUGAAAACGAUGCGAAUAGUAGAUGAGAAUACUCCCACAGCUCGGGUGCUGUAUGCAAUGUGGUUGCUGGAGAAAAAACAGUUGUACCUCGGACGUGACAUUACUCAAGAAAGCCAUUUCUGUAACAUCACAAAAGUGUUGUUGGAAAUUUUCGAUAACGACAUCGAAACGUACUGGAUGGCGAAAAGUUUGUAUGAUUACUCCGAAGAGGUGUCGCUGGAAAUGGGAAAACUUUCCGAUCUAACGUACACCAUCCUGGAGAAGGAAGACAAUGGAUUGUACAUCCAUCUUAAGUCCUGUGAUAUGUUAACCGCAUUGCCACUGUCCGAUUGGUACCGAUCUUUCUUUGCCGGUGUACUAUCGGAACCGGCAUUGAUUCGCAUCUGGGACAAGAUAUGUGGUGGAGCCAUCAAAAUUGUGGUUUUCGUGAUGAUCGAAAUAUUGCGCAUGUUGCGACGGCGGGUCCUUCGUUGUGUCGAUCAGAAGAGUCUCUUCGAAUGUAUCGAUAGUAUAAAAAACGAACAGGAAACGGCCGACGUGAUCGUUAACGGGGCGAUCGAACUAUGGCAACAGAACAAGGGCCACGAGUAUAUCCCGCAGUCAAAGGUAAAAACACUCAGUUAGUCAGU